Messenger RNA from Rhodamnia argentea, 1352 nucleotides. Its product is annotated as deoxyribonuclease TATDN1. The transcript is spliced from 10 exons. Lineage: Eukaryota; Viridiplantae; Streptophyta; Magnoliopsida; Myrtales; Myrtaceae. The record is from RefSeq and is a predicted model, not a curated record. Gene Ontology annotation, cellular component: cytosol. Gene Ontology annotation, molecular function: 3'-5'-DNA exonuclease activity. Bases 278 to 1153 code for a protein of 291 amino acids.
UUCCCGGGAUGAAUUUGUAUAUGUUGGCAAUCAGAGUUCGAUUUUGUGUGUGUACUGUCCAUUAGGGGUGAUUGGGUUAGAUGGAAGGUUCUUGCCAAUGGCGGAGGUUACUGAGCCAGUUUAGUCUAAUUGAUGUUCUCUCAGACUUAAGAGAUCUAAAUGACAAUGAAGUUGGGAAGGCUGUACCAUCUGGAGUUUGGAUGGCUCUCUCUUUUGACAUUUUAGCGUGAAAGAUCCCACUGAAUAGUUGAGCAAGGAGUUUGGCAAGUGAUUUCCUAUGCCGUUUAUGGCAAAGCAAAGACCUACUAAGGGCCAACAUUGCUUCGUACUUGUGACUGGCGGGUCGCUGGAGGAAUCAAAGGAAGCUCUUGCAAUUGCAGAAACGGAUGGGAGGCUUUUUUGCACUGUAGGAGUUCAUCCAACUAGAUGCAGGGAAUUUGAAGAAGGUGGAGAUCCAGAAAAGCAUUAUCGGUCUCUUCUAUCAUUAGCUAGAGAAGGCAUACAGAAAGGAAAAGUUGUGGCAAUCGGUGAAUGUGGAUUGGACUAUGACAGGCUUCAUUUUUGCCCUUCCGAGAUUCAAAAGAAGUACUUUGCGAAGCAGUUUGAAUUGGCAUGUGCUACUAAGCUUCCUAUGUUUCUCCAUAUGCGUGCAGCUGCUGAUGACUUCUGUGAAAUCGUGGACAGAAACAAGGACAGGUUUGCAGCUGGUGUGGCACAUUCAUUUACAGGGAGUGCCGAAGAUCGUGAUAAGCUUCUUUCCUUCAGUAAUAUAUUUAUAGGUGUCAAUGGUUGCUCUCUGAAGACUUCUGAGAAUCUUGAUGUUGUUCGAGGGAUUCCCCUUGAAAGAAUGAUGAUUGAGACAGAUUCUCCAUAUUGUGAAAUAAAGAGCACUCAUGCUGGCAUCGGCUACGUUAAGACUCUCUGGCCUUCAAAAAAGAAAGAGAAAUAUGAUCCGGAGAGCACUAUUAAAGGGCGGAAUGAACCUUGCUUAGUUCAUCAAGUUCUGGAGGUGGUUGCUGGUUGCAAAGGUAUUGAUGACAUAGGUCAGCUGAGCAAGACAUUGUAUCAUAACACCUGCAGAGUUUUCUUUCCUCAAGACCUGGACACCACAGCAGACGCUCUCCUUACUGGCAGUUUGACACCUGCUGAAUGACCUUGAACAUAGAUUCGUUGAAGUCUUGCAAUUUUCUCCCCAUACAGUGAACAUUGCUGCUUCUUCCGACAUUAUGAUGCGAUUUAGUUAUAUUUGACGGCUCUGGGACAAUAUAUUGGAAUGUUUGAACCGUAGUUUAUUUCUCACUCUGUUGCUCAAUUUUGGGGUGUUGAGAUUAUCAGAACGCUUGUUUCUGUUU